AGUAAAGUUUGUGCCUUCGAGCAGAAUACUAGCGAAAGCAAAGCCAGAGAAAAAGUUAAAAAGUAAAAGAAAGUGAAAUUUACCAAAGGUUCUAGUUAAGAACUCUAAAGACACUAACAGCAGAACAAGUGAAAAGUGAAUAAAAAGUUAUUUUUGAGUGCAUCCUAUAAGCGAGCAGCAAACCAACUCUAAGCAAGAUGCCACAUCAAUUCCCAAUUACACCACCUGCACAGAUGCCGUGCCCACACUGGAACCACUUCCCAAUACAUCCACAAGUGCAGCACCCAUUCGGCAGUUGUCAAGGCAACGUUAGCGGCUCACCGCCACCAUCACCGAGCUCCUACUCCUACUGCAGCGCCUGCAAUGCCAUGAAAAAGCGGACGGCAUGAGACGUGCCCACAGCAGCCUCGGUGCAAGCAAACAGCAACAACAAUGGCAAUAAUGCAAGUAACUGAUGAUGUUGCGAAAGCGUUCCGUUCCUGGCGACAGCGUCCAACAGCGAGACCGGAGUUGGCAGUAGACCUGAAAGCGCUGAUAUCUCGUUGUUGUCGGUUGAGAAUGCCUCCAGCGCCUGGAAAUGGAAGCAAAGACUGCGUGGGGCGCACACUGUCGCCAGGGAAUGGCUGCAGCGAAAAUUAAAAUGAAAUUGAAUUCUUACAAGUUAAAAAUUAUAAUAUUUGAUGAAAAGAACUGUCGCAAGGCGUUUAAUCCGAGUUAACUGGAGCGUUAACCGUUGCAGACAACACCCAAGCGACGCUCGAAAACCAGUUUUGGACUUGAAAUAUGAAUACGCAUUAUUGCCGUUGUUGUAUGGAACAUACUUAGUUGAUACAAACAAACACUAUACACACAUAUACAAGUGUCAUAUUGACGCCAACGCCAUAUACAUGAUACAUACAUACAUUUUAAGCGCGUAAAUAUAUUUACUUAGGUACUUAAAAGAUAUUUGAAGCAUUUCAAAAACAGACUUACAGCAUUUAUCAUAUAAGUGGGCAUGUGUUUACAUACAUAUGUGCUUAGUUUAAGUAAAUAUAUACAUUUGCUUACAUAUAUAUGUGCUUAGUUUAAGUGAAUAUAUACAUCGAAGAACCGGCGUGUUUCUAUUAAUGCGUCAAAGACUGUAAUUUCCAACAUAUUUAGUAUGCAUGUAUACAGUUAUAAUAUAGUAGAUAAGUUUGUAUCCAAAAAAAUCAAUUUUAAACAAUUUUGUUUACUU
Messenger RNA from Bactrocera tryoni, 1216 nucleotides. RefSeq lists its product as uncharacterized. The transcript has a single exon. The record is from RefSeq and is a predicted model, not a curated record. Bases 198 to 389 code for a protein of 63 amino acids. NCBI's taxonomy places the organism in Eukaryota, Metazoa, Arthropoda, Insecta, Diptera, Tephritidae.